Molecule: messenger RNA, 799 nt
Organism: Zingiber officinale
Lineage: Eukaryota; Viridiplantae; Streptophyta; Magnoliopsida; Zingiberales; Zingiberaceae
Product: protein TIFY 9-like
Exons: 6
Coding region: 81-674 (197 amino acids)
Biological process (GO): regulation of jasmonic acid mediated signaling pathway; regulation of defense response; response to wounding
Cellular component (GO): nucleus
Source: RefSeq, a predicted model, not a curated record
UUUCUCGAGAGUUGCGAUCGCGGCUCUUUUUAAAUCCCGUCGAUCGAACAGAUCAGUAAGGAGACGCAGAAGUCGAUGCCAUGGCGGAGCACGAUUUCUUCCAGAUCGAGAAGCAGAACGCGGCCAGAUACGGUGUCGUGGAUGGAAGAAGCUCCGCGCGAGGGAUCCAAAGCGUGGUGUCGAGGAUCAACCCGCAGCUUCUCCGGAGCGUGAUUGCCCCCGGUCCCGCCUCGAUGUGGCCGGCGAACGCCGCCUUACUUUUGUCUUCUUCGUCUCCGCCGCCGGUGACGGCCCCGAACCCCUCCAUCAGAUCGGUUACGGAGAUUUCAAAGGAGACGAUGCCGCUGACGAUCUUUUACAGAGGCACGGUGGCCGUUUUUGACCUACCACGAGACAAGACGGAGGCGAUUUUGAAACUGGCAGAGACGGCAAAUGCCGACAAUGUAAUUGGCGGAACGGAAGGCAUGAGUUUGCCGGAGGACCUGCUUCCGAUGUCUCGGAGGAAGUCACUGCGGCGAUUCCUCGCGAAACGCAAGCAGAGGUUGACCGAGUCAGGUCCAUACGUGAAGGUGAAGGAGGUGGAAGAUUCGGGGAAGAUUAGGUUUCGGUCUUCGCAAGCUGGCGUUGCGUGCUGCUCGCUCAGGCCUGAAUCGCGUUUAGGUGGCCAGGGAUGAGUUGCUUGCUGCGUGCCUGAUUAAUUAAGCAUUACGUGUUUUAUUUAGUUUGAUAUGCAUGAUUUUAACUAUAUAUAUGGUUUCUGGUAAAUGUUCCGAAUAAACAUAUACAAUGAAUUAAUGAC